AUGGAACCUCCACAUAUGCUUAUCCCAAGCCCAAUAUUUCAUAAAAGAAACAGAACCAAGUCCCAAUCAGAAGGUGCCUCUAAAGGAGAGCAUGGAAUUGGAAAAAUAAUUCGCUUUUGUCGUGAUAAAGGACAUGGUUUUAUCAAACCUGAUAACAGUGAUGAUUGCCUUUUCGUGCAUGUUUUUGAUAUCGACGGUGAAUACGUGCCUAUCGAAGGAGACGUUGUGGAAUAUCGUAAGAUGCUCAUCCCUCCGAAGAAUGAGAAGUACCAAGCAGUUCACGUUAGAAUAGUCAACCUUAGUUCAGAAAAGCAUAAAACCUGGGAUGAGCCAGCCUAG
Messenger RNA from Schistosoma margrebowiei, 339 nucleotides. The record is from the annotation of a GenBank genome assembly. NCBI's taxonomy places the organism in Eukaryota, Metazoa, Platyhelminthes, Trematoda, Strigeidida, Schistosomatidae.